AUGGAUGGUAGUAACAAGAAUGCUGAAAAUUCAAUUCUACCAAUAGUUCAGAGUCAGAGAGAACGAUACCGUAUUAGAGCACAGGAAUUAGAAGCUCAAACCCUGAGUCAACAACAACAGGUAACUCUUCUACAGAAUGAAAUGGACAAGUUACGAUCUGAUAAUGUUAAGUUGUAUGAAAAGAUAAGAUUUCUACAAAGUUAUCCAACCAAGACACCAGGUAGUAUGGAGGACGGUACAGAACAUCGUUAUUCAUCUCAAUAUGAAGAAAGAUUGGAUCCUUUCUCUACAUUCAGCAGAAAGGAGAAACAAAGAAGAUAUAUGAAUCUAAAACCUUAUGAUAAGAUUACUUUAAGUAUGGGUCAGUUUAUUAUGGGAAAUAAGGUAGCUAGAACUGUAACAUUUUUCUACACCUUGUUACUUCACUCUAUGGUGUUUUUAGUUCUCUAUAAAUUGGCUCAUACUGAAGACUGUAAGAGAGAUUUGGCUGUUGAAUGUCAUCAAAAGUUUGCUGAUCAUAUGAAGAAGGUCCAUGGUGAAGCUGAUGAUCAUUUUGGACAUUAGAAGACAACACCAACACCUAGCAUUUGGGAACAAUUUACCUUUACUUUUAUUUUGUAUUGAAUUGAACAGAUCACACAAUUGGUACUUAUUUUUGCUAAGCUAAAGGUCUAGAAAUAUUGCGAUAGAACAAAAAUUAUGUGCCCUGCAAAGAACUAGUAAGAAACAUUUUCGAUUCCAACAAUUUGGAACAUUUCACGAACAGAAUGCAAGAAUGAUAUAUAUUGUCUGCAUUCAAGAAAAAAUUGUAAUUUGGCUUCUAUAUGUUAAUAAGAAUCUGGACUUUCCACCGUUUCUGUGUGAGCUUCAUUAUUUAUGUUAUAUUACAUUUCAUAUUAUUAUAUUAUAUAAACAUAUAUAAAUAUAAGUUAUUUAAGAAUAUCAUUCUGUGCAUUGAAAACUUGCCACUUCUUUUCAUUUUCAAAUAUUGGUUAUCAGUUUCCUGUGUUUAUACCGGUAGUAAUAUAUUAGUAUCUUUGUGCCUACAUAAAUAAAUUAAAAACCUUUUAUAAAAUUAUGAUUUGAUAGCAAAAACAAGUUCAAAAUUUAUAUAGUUAUAAAGUUAUUAUUGGUAAAAUUAUAAUGUAGUUUAGUUUGUAUUUGAUUUUAAUAAAGUGAAUCUCAUA
This is a messenger RNA of Lottia gigantea (owl limpet), 1187 nucleotides long. RefSeq lists its product as hypothetical. Gene Ontology annotation, cellular component: Golgi membrane. The record is from RefSeq and is a predicted model, not a curated record. The transcript has 6 exons. NCBI's taxonomy places the organism in Eukaryota, Metazoa, Mollusca, Gastropoda, Lottiidae. Bases 1 to 564 code for a protein of 187 amino acids. Gene Ontology annotation, biological process: intra-Golgi vesicle-mediated transport.